CAUAGUUCUCUAGGCUGGAGAGGGGCUGGCUGACCACAGAAAAACCAUCCGGGAGGUGAAAAUCUCUGUAUUACUAUGAACAUUGAUAAGAAAGAUGGCCCAAAACUUAAUAAAAUGGAGAAGAAGUUCUUAAGGAAACAGAGUAAAGCCAGACAUGUGUUGCUGAAACAUGAAGGCAUCCAGGCAGUACCUUAUCCCACUAAGAGUCUGGUUGUUGCCAAUGGUGGUCUUGGUAAUGGUGUGAGUAGGAAGCAACUGCUUUUGGCUUUAGAGAAAUGUGGACACGUGGAAGCUCUCCUAAUGCCACCUAAUAAGCCUUAUGCAUGUGUAAUAUACAAAACUAUCGAAGAAUCCAAGAAAGCCUAUGCUAACCUCAAUGGAAAAGAAAUCAUUGAUGAUUUGGGGCAGAAGAUCAUUCUGUACUUAAAUUUUGUGGAAAAAGCACAAUGGAAACAUUUGGAGCUUCAAGCCUUACCUCCAGGCCUCUUGGUGGUAGAAGAAAUUAUUUCUUCUGAGGAUGAGAAAAUGCUUUUGGAAAGUGUUAAUUGGACAGGAGACACAGACAAUCAGAAUUUUCAAAAAUCCUUAAAACACAGAAGAGUUAAACAUUUUGGUUAUGAAUUCGAUUAUGAGAGCAACACUGUGGAUAAGGAUAAGCCCUUACCUGGGGGUCUUCCUGACAUUUGCAACAGCAUUUUGGAGAAAUGGUUGAAAGAAGGUUACAUUAAACAUAAACCUGAUCAGUUGACCGUAAAUCAGUAUGAGCCUGGACAUGGAAUCCCUGCUCAUAUUGACACACAUUCGGCAUUUGAGGAUGAGAUCAUUUCUCUCAGUUUGGGAUCAGAGAUUGUUAUGGAUUUUAAGCACCCAGAUGGUGUCACAAUACAAGUUAUGUUACCUCGUCGGAGUUUGCUGGUGAUGACAGGAGAAUCUAGAUAUCUUUGGACUCAUGGAAUUACACCCAGAAAAUUUGAUACUGUCCAAGCAUCUGAGCAGUUCAAAGGUGGAAUAAUCAAGAGUGACGCCGGAGACUUGACUCUAAGCAAGCGGGGAAUUCGAACAUCAUUCACGUUUAGGAAAGUGAGGCAUGUGCCCUGCAGUUGUAGGUACUCCUCGGUCUGUGACACAAAGAGGAAGGCCACACCUCCCUGCCUUCCAGAGAGCAGUAAAGAAGCAUGGCAGCUGGAGCAAGAUCAUGUCCAUCGCGUAUAUGAUUUGAUUGCAAGGCACUUCAGCAGCACAAGGCACAGCCCAUGGCCGCGUAUCGUGGAGUUCCUGAAAGCUUUGCCAAGUGGUUCUAUAGUGGCAGAUAUUGGAUGUGGAAAUGGAAAGUACCUUGGCAUCAACAAGGAGUUAUAUAUGAUUGGGUGUGAUCGUAGCCAGAACCUUGUAGACAUUUGUAGAGAGAGGCAGUUCCAGGCCUUAGUCUGUGAUGCACUGUCAGUUCCAUUCCGAAGUGGGUGUUUUGAUGCUUGCAUCUCCAUUGCUGUCAUUCACCAUUUUUCAACUGCGGAGCGUAGAGUGGCAGCUCUCCAAGAACUUGCCCGUCUCCUGAGACCUGGAGGGCAGGCCCUCAUAUAUGUCUGGGCAAUGGAACAAGAAUAUAAAAAUCAGAAGUCUUCAUACCUUCGAGGGAGCAAAACUAGCAACGAAGAUAAAGAGGACAUAAACGGUGAUAAGUCUACUGAAGGGUUUCUAGUAAAUCAGAUUACGGAUGGAGGCAGUGAAGACCCACCAUCAUCUCUCCCCUCCACUGUUAACAUCAAGGAGGAAGGAUGUCAGCCAAGGAAAGUUGAGCUUCCUGUCCAUACAAACAGGACUUGUUUUCAUUCCCAAGAUGUGCUGGUUCCCUGGCACCUCAAGGGCAACCCCGAUAAAGACAGGGCUAUUGAGCCAUUUGACUUAACAAGAAGCCCUGACCCAAGUCCUGUGUUUCAUCGUUACUACCAUGUUUUUUGUGAUGGAGAAUUAGAAGCUUCCUGCCAGGCUCUGGGUGAUAUAAGCAUUCUGAAGAGCUACUAUGAUCAAGGGAAUUGGUGUGUUGUUUUUCAAAAGGUCUGAUCAUUUAUCUGAACUUAUCAAGUGUAAGUAAAAAAAAAAAAAAGCCUAUCUACUUUUUAGAAGGAAGCUAAAUUAUUUUUUUAAUUAAUGAGGAAACCUGGGGGGGACAUUACCAAAGGAGAGCUAAGAGCAGAGUUUACUUAGGUAACAUUCUGUCUGCUACUGUUGACUGACUUCAUAAAUCUAUGUUCCUCUCACAUGCCUUCUAAGUAUGGUAUUUGAAAGUGAUUGGCAUUAACUUGUGGAAAGUCUGUGAUCUUUUUGUAAGGGUACAGCAUUUUGAAUAUAAGCUUUUGUUAUAAAGUGUUUAUAAAGAUCCUAAACUAUGGAGGGUCAUAAUAAAGCAAUUAUAUAACCUUUAAAUGAAGUGAAUAUUCCUGGACAAUAGGAAAUUAUCUAAAGUUUUAUCUACAACUGCUUGUUCCCAAAAAGUCAUAGUUACUUUCUCACUUCAUCUUUCUAGAACAUUGUGGAUGCCCAUAAAUUUUAAUCAGAUGAUUAUCAGAUAUAAGAGAAACUUCAUUGAACAGAUACUCAUAAAACUCCUACCAUUUACUGUUAUGUACUAGUUUUGGAGUUGU
Phodopus roborovskii (desert hamster) is the source of this 2642-nucleotide messenger RNA. It is a transcript of the gene Alkbh8, whose product is annotated as alkB homolog 8, tRNA methyltransferase. Gene Ontology annotation, molecular function: tRNA binding; 2-oxoglutarate-dependent dioxygenase activity; S-adenosylmethionine-dependent methyltransferase activity. The record is from RefSeq and is a predicted model, not a curated record. Gene Ontology annotation, biological process: tRNA wobble uridine modification. Gene Ontology annotation, cellular component: nucleus; cytoplasm. The transcript has 12 exons. Bases 76 to 2061 code for a protein of 661 amino acids. Lineage: Eukaryota; Metazoa; Chordata; Mammalia; Rodentia; Cricetidae.